AUGUCUCGUCUACUAUGGAGUCUGGCCAUUCUCUUACUAGUGGCGAGGUCGGUCAUGUCUGCACCAUCAUGCACGGCGGUUGUAAACGAGGUGCAAACUUGCCUCGGCUUUCUACAGGGUAACGGCCCAUCUCCGGCUUGUUGUUCGGGCGUUAAGGACCUCAAAAACAAUGCCAAAACCAAAGCAGAUCGGGUUGCAAUUUGUAACUGUAUAAAGAAUGCUUUGUCUAACGUUAAAUAUGAUCCCAAGCGCCUAACUCUUCUUCCCCAAAAAUGUGGUGUGAACUAUAAUCUGCCUCCAAUCGACCAAAAAUACGACUGCUCCACGAUUCCCAUGGAACGUGUACUUCAUGCUAAGGCUCAUAAAAAUUUCUAG
Ilex paraguariensis (yerba mate) is the source of this 375-nucleotide messenger RNA. Lineage: Eukaryota; Viridiplantae; Streptophyta; Magnoliopsida; Aquifoliales; Aquifoliaceae. The record is from the annotation of a GenBank genome assembly.